AUGUGCAACAACUCUGCCGGUAUCUUUGGGAAAUACGUUGUCCCUACCGUCAACUGCUCCCAGACUUACCCCACCAGCCCCAACAAGCCGUUCUGCGGUGGAGCGUCUGUGAAGCCCAUCACAUGCUGCAACAAGUGCGCCAAUCUUACCGCCGGAUCCCUUGGAACUGCCUUCAGCUGCGCGUUCUGGAUGCACGUCUCUACUGGCCCAAGCGGGAGCUGUUCCGAUUCCCUGUGUGGCAAGUGCAUCCUCUUCCCCUCUGGUACUAUUCCCUCGUGCAACGGUACCCUUACGUGCGCUCGUAUCGGCAAGGCUUGCCCAUUCACCAAGAACGACCCGCACUUCCUCGGCGCGCACGGCACGCGCUUCGAGUUCAACGGCUCACCGGACAAAUCCUUCUGUCUGCUGACGGAGCAGAAUGUCCAGGUGAACAUGAAGAUGCACGGGUACUACGACAAGCGCACGAUCGGAGCGUCGGUUCUCGUUAACGGCAUGGCGGUCCGCACCUGGAUCCGCGAGCUCGCUGUGAUCUGGCGCGCCGUGACUGGCGGCGAGGAGCACAAGCUGCUCAUGGUUGCGCGCAAGGGUAAGGACCAGGAGCGCGAGGACGGUUUCAUCGAUCGCAUCGAGCUCGACGGGGAAGUGAUUCCCAAGAUGCAGGUCGGGGAGACCAAGACUCUUGCCGGGGGUCUCGCCAUCACUUUCACUGGUUACGCCAAGUCCGGCCCGUUCGACGUCGACGAGUACAACGUUAACGUUGACGGACGGAUCUCGCUCAACGUCCGCGCGCGUAUCGCUCACCCGCUGCUGCAGACUGACGAGGACGCCGAGACCCACUUGAACGUGCAGUUCCAAGGUGUCACUCCCACGGAGACUAUUCACGGUGUCAUGGGCCAAACCUACCGCACGGGACGCGGACAGCGCGCUUUGGAUUACUCAGCGCUUGCUCAGCUGCUCCACCACCCGGUGGCCGCUGACGGAGUCACUGGAAAGGGAUUCCUUGACGGCGAGCCGUCUGACUACGAGACGUCGUCCGUAUUGGCCCCUGACUGCAAGUACACGACGUACCAGGGCAAACCCCUGCCGGAGGAGAAGGAAUAUGCUGGUGUGGAGUAUCUUGUGAAGGAUCUUGUGGAGGUGUAA
Molecule: messenger RNA, 1143 nt
Organism: Closterium sp. Naga37s-1
Lineage: Eukaryota; Viridiplantae; Streptophyta; Zygnematophyceae; Desmidiales; Closteriaceae
Source: the annotation of a GenBank genome assembly